Messenger RNA from Sphaeramia orbicularis (orbiculate cardinalfish), 3686 nucleotides. RefSeq lists its product as uncharacterized. The record is from RefSeq and is a predicted model, not a curated record. The transcript is spliced from 11 exons. The coding region runs from base 220 to 3597 and encodes 1125 amino acids. NCBI's taxonomy places the organism in Eukaryota, Metazoa, Chordata, Actinopteri, Kurtiformes, Apogonidae.
CAGCAGUUUCCGUUCGAAGGAAAUGAUGGAGGAGGAAAGUUUCUGACGCCUCUCUCUCAGUUCGGCUGGGACUGUCCGCAGGAAAACUAGAGGACAUUUCAGCUCUGCGGUUUGCUUUCUUUUUCCUCUUGACAUCGCACAGAUAAAAUAAAUUUGAAAAAAUCUGCAUGGAUUUAGGAUUAACAGGGUUUUUGUCAGUGAAAUGUCUCAGAAGUGGAAAUGCUGCUCCACGUUUGUGUGUUGCUUUACCUUAUCACAACAGAUAAAACACUGGCUUUGUUUCACCACCAGUUUGGUGGAAAUGUCAACCAGGAUCAAGAACCGGCAGCUCACAUCAGUCUCAGCUUACAGGGCCUUUUUACUCAUACCAACAGGCCAGAACCCAUGAAAUAUCAGACCGACAACACCCUGCCAGUUGGAGUUUACACUAAGACAGUAGAUGUUCCUGAAGGUCGGACGGUACUUCUACAGUUAGUGCGGCGAGAAAGUGGAUCGAGCAUAUCUGUGAACUGUGUUUGGGAUAAGAAAGACCAGGUCCUGGAAGUCGGGGAGGUUGUCCUUCUCUCUGACUGCAACCAAAACAAAGCCACCCUCACAUGGACAGGAGAGGGACAUUCCACAAAUGCAAUUCAGCUCUCCUACCAUGUUCAGGAAGAUCAGAGGAAUUCCUCAGACACCAGCCCACACUGGAACCAGUACCUCUUAGGAUGGUCUCCAACAGGAACCAGCUUUACAAGCAAUGGGCAAGAUGUGGUGACAGCGACUGAAGGAGGCACAGGUCACCGUUCUGAAGGCAUGGAGUGGACUACUGGGUCCUCCACUCAGGACCAAGGGGCAACGCACCACUCCUCAGCCCCCCCAGGACUCAGCGUGGCUGGGACGACCGAUAGGGAAACUCUCCCUCUUCCUGAGGAAAGACAGAACAAUGGAGCGGAUACAUCUGGAUCUGAUGGUUCCACUUCUGCCAGAGCGAGAACACACCCCUCUUUUCAAACAUUUAAUACAGACGCAACAUUUCACACAUCACACACAACAAUCACAGAAACAAACUCUCACCAUCCACUCACGUCAUGGACAGAUCACCCCCCCACAGCCCACAUGGCUUCAACACAAAUGGCCAACAGCAGCUCCAGCUCCACUCUAAAAACACAUAAACAUGAACCUACAGUCAGUCACUCAUCUGAACAUACAGAAAAACAUGAAACAACACAAACUCACCCCACAUCAUCCAGCUCAGAGGUCUUCCCUCUUGCCUCAUCUCCAUCUCAGCAACCCUCCUCUCCAACCUGGGAAACUGGAACCAUUCUGAUCCCACAUGAUGGAGGGGAAAGUGGGACACCCGUGGAGAAACAUCCUGAUUCAUGGAGGAGCCAGAGAAGCACAGACAGACGUGUCUAUGACCCUGUCACCCUUGACCCUUUGAAAUCUCCCACUGAGUCCGAACAGGAAGACUUUAACAGCAAAAACACGAAUACCGAUCUGUCACUUUCAUCGCGGGGCGCCAUCAGCACAGGACAGUCAUCCACCUCUGCUGAUGGAACAACUGUGGCUCCAACAUUUCAUCCAGACAUCAGUAAAAAUGACUCAUUUCCAUCUGCUGCACCAGAAAUUCCCAUUCAGAAUGUGACGCUUCAUACAACUUUCACUUCUGAGCCAAGUUCGACAAGCUCUCCGCCUUCUUAUACAUUAACUACAGACACUAACAGAAAAGAAACAACUGAAAUAACACAAAGAAUUAAUACUUCCAUUACAACACACACUGUUUCUUACUCUCCUGGCAUCACUGACGAUCAGACUUUCACUUCCUUGGGUUAUGAUUUUACAACUAGAUCAACACUGACGUCAGGAGAUGUAGUCCAGAAUUCAGCAACGACAGAAACAUAUUCGCCACCUCCUACAUCUACACCCUCACGUGACAUUUCAUCUACACACAUGACCUUCCCAGGGGGUUUGUCAACUGAUCUACCACUGAGUAAAACCACAUUCACAGUCCAAACACACGAUAGUUAUCUCUCAACAGCACUAACCACUCAUACACCCCUGGCUUUAACUUCAUCUAACACCGUAUCCACUGUCGUCAAAUUCAUGACCGUACCUACACCUGAAAUCACCUCUCCGCACACAUCUCCACCCUCUAACCACCCCCCCCCCUCAUCGGCUUCUACACACAGACAACCACAUAACUACAUGACUACCACACGUGGUCCUCUACCAUCAUCCACAACAACUGGACAUAAUGAUGUGGAAGCAGAAAAGGCCAGUGAGUCUUGGCAGCGGUCAAACACAAACACUCCCACAACUGGACUGGCACCACAACAAACACCGUCCUGGACUCCUGGACCAUCUGUGGGCCAGGAGAGCACCCGGACCACCACACCAUCUGCUCUGACCUCUGCACCCAGUUGGAGCUCCACGAAGAAACCCAAGUUCUACAUUGUACCCGACCAACCUGCAGCCAUUAGAGUGGAGUCCAUUGAGCUGCUGCUGCAGAUUGUUGUUGAAGAGUCUAUGUCAGACAUUACUGGUUUAGAGGAGGACACUGCUAAAUGGGUGGAGCCCUACCUUCUGAGGGCUCCGGGGUUCAACAGGCUGCUGGGAGUCUGGAGCAGCGGCCAUGCAGUGCAGAGCCUUAUGGAGUUUAAGACCAGCGAGGCUCUGAAGUGGCUCAGUGACACAGGAUCAUCGUCUUCUCUGUUUGAACAAACUGGACUGGCUCAGGCUGUUCGUGAAGGAAGGAGCUUCAGAUCAUCUCGUAUCACUAACAUCACACUGGGAGGUGUACAGGGGGAUGUGUGCGGCUGGCUGCUGGAGUGUCCAUCAGGCUUUAAAUGUGUGUCUCAUCCUCAUCCUCACGCUGGAAACUACAGCUGCUCCUCCGUCUGCCGCUCUGACCACUGCCACAACCACGGCAUCUGCACCCACCACCCAGGACAACCCCCAGUUUGCCGCUGCCUUGUUGGAGAAGACUUCUGGUACAUGGGCCAGAGGUGUGAUGUGAGGAUGACCAGAGCCCGGCUCGUGGGGGCGUGUCUCGCUAUAUUACUCAUCAUAGUGACGGUUAUUGGUGUUUUGGCAUUUGUGGCAGUGAGGCGCUACCGAGCUCUUCUGAUUCAAGCCAAAGUCGAUCAAACUCGGAGCAGCUAUCGCAGGUUCAACCAUUUCGAUGAGCUGUCUGGUCGCUUCUGGUUGCGUUCUUGGGCGGGGUCUGCAGACUCUCUGGAUAAUCCCGCCUUCACACGCUCCGACGAGUUACUGCACCUGCGGGCACUCGACCGUCCCUGCUGUUACCAUGACGACACGCUGUCACUGCCGUCUACUUGCCCCAGCCACGGCACACGCAUUAAUACCAUCUACCCCCACAGCUCUCAGUACGGUUGGAGGGGGAGCGAGAUGAGCAUGGGGGACGGCGUGCUGGACUCGGGUAAGGCCAGUGACCUCUCUGUGUGUAGCUGGCCUGUGGAACCAAUUCAGUGGACUCCAUUCCCACUUCUGCAACAACUGUCCUUACACCGGACACCCACGGUGAGGGUGACGAGGCCGCGGUCCUAUUGUGAAGGCAUGGAGCUGGUAGACCUGGGGAAAAGCUGGACCGCCUGAAUCAAACCUGUUGUUACACUGAUAUUUACAGCUUCCUUUUGAUUUCAAAUGCACAGAUAUUCUUGUUUUGUUAAUAAAACAUUGUAAAA